Messenger RNA from Macroventuria anomochaeta, 932 nucleotides. RefSeq names its product AhpC/TSA family protein. The coding region runs from base 79 to 618 and encodes 179 amino acids. Gene Ontology annotation, biological process: cell redox homeostasis; cellular response to oxidative stress; hydrogen peroxide catabolic process. The record is from RefSeq and is a predicted model, not a curated record. Gene Ontology annotation, cellular component: cytoplasm; mitochondrion; peroxisome. The transcript is spliced from 5 exons. Gene Ontology annotation, molecular function: thioredoxin peroxidase activity. Lineage: Eukaryota; Fungi; Ascomycota; Dothideomycetes; Pleosporales; Didymellaceae.
CUGCGACCUGCCACCAACGACAUCGACACUUUGUACUGGUACCAACCCUCAGUAACCAAGCUGCUCAUCUGAGACAUCAUGUUCGCCGCUCGUCAACUAUCCCUAGCGCGCCCUGUUGCAGGCUGCCGCCUUUUCCAUGCAUCUGCUCCUACCCUCGUUAAAGUAGGAGACAAGCUUCCCAAUGUCGAGCUUAUGGAAAACUCGCCUGGCAACAAGGUCAACAUCGCCGAAGAGCUGAAGAGUGGUAAAGGUCUCAUCAUUGGAGUUCCAGCGGCUUACUCACCGGCUUGCUCUGAGAACCAUAUCCCUGGAUACAUCAACUCUGCCAAACUCAAAGAUGCUGGAAAGGUCUUCGUUGUUUCUGUCAACGACAGCUUUGUCAUGAAAGCAUGGGGCAAGACGUUGGACCCAACAGGCUCAAGCGGUAUUCGCUUCCUCGCCGACCCCAGCUUAGCCUUCACUAAAGGCCUUGAUCUUUCCUUCGACGGUGCCUCCGUCUUUGGCGGCGAUCGCUCCAAGCGUUACGCUCUUGUCAUCGAGGAUGGCGCUGUGAAGGAGGCGCAUGUCGAGUCAGACAACACUGGGUUGAAUGUCUCUGCCGCAGACAAGGUCUUGUGAUCAUUCCCUGACCCCGCCUGGUUAUCAUCUCGCUUUCUCUCAAUGAGCUUCGGAUGCGUCGGCGCAGGUACCAGUAAUUUCAAGAUAUAACACAACCGCGACUAGCCGAGGUACGAUAAAACAUUCGUCGAAGAUAAAUCUUAUCGAACAACAUGGAACUGAGAGGCUUACAAUACUGCUCGAACGGCUGCGCUUAGUUGCUCUCUGCCAAAAAUGACACUGUUUUGCUCUUAGCAACAGCCUCCAUGGUGACUUCGAAGCACAUUCAACCCUCAAGUUAUCGAAAUUUUCCUACUCAGGUUGGUCAAUACUGU